Messenger RNA from Leishmania mexicana MHOM/GT/2001/U1103, 678 nucleotides. RefSeq lists its product as hypothetical. Bases 1 to 678 code for a protein of 225 amino acids. The transcript has a single exon. The record is from RefSeq and is a predicted model, not a curated record. NCBI's taxonomy places the organism in Eukaryota, Euglenozoa, Kinetoplastea, Trypanosomatida, Trypanosomatidae.
AUGAAGAAGACGUUCCCGCUGCUGUGGACCUUUUCAGACAACCGGGGCUACUAUGGGCCCCCGGUGUACAUGCCGCUGGAGUACGCCAGCCGCAUCACGAACCAGAAGCAGCUCGUCUUCACGCACCCUAAAGACCCCAAAUACACGUGGAACACCGGCAUCGAUGAAUUGUCUAGUCUCCAUCCCGGCAUCCUUGGACCAGGGCGUAAGACGCCGCAGCUGAACUACACGAGCCGCGGUGGCAUCAUCUGUGAAAUUCCUCCAGUUCCGGUGUACCGGUCGCAUAUUUGGUGCAUGGGGCACGGCCACUUCAUCCUUCAGCACCCGCGCAUCUUUAUCAAGUGCCCGCGCAACAAAGUAGUCUGCUGCAAGUGGUGCCGUCUCAAGUUUAUCAACAUGUCGACUGACGAGGACAACGACGACGACUGGUUCGAGGAGGAGCACAAGAUCUCGACGACGCCGGAGUCUGAGGAGGACCUGCGGCAGCCGAUCCGCGACAUGGGUGGUGUGCUGCGCAGCAGCCCGUUUCAGGACGGCAAGGAGCCGGACCCGCAUGUGUACCGCUCCGUUUUUGAUCCAGAGCGGUACCGCUGGAAACACCCAGGAAAGGCUAACUACGAGGUGCAUCCAGCGUACGCCAAGAAGGACAGCGCCCGCGAGGACUGCGGCCAUCAUUAG